Plasmodium knowlesi strain H is the source of this 1506-nucleotide messenger RNA. RefSeq names its product conserved Plasmodium protein, unknown function. NCBI's taxonomy places the organism in Eukaryota, Apicomplexa, Aconoidasida, Haemosporida, Plasmodiidae. The coding region runs from base 1 to 1506 and encodes 501 amino acids. The transcript has a single exon. The record is from RefSeq and is a predicted model, not a curated record.
AUGAAGAACUUCUUUUGGAAAUUUCCCCUUCUUCUCAUUCUGUCGACGAAAGGAAGCAGCUGCAGCCAAGGUUCUCUCCAAGAUAGUGAAUACCCAAUUUUCAUUAGCAACAUACUGAUAAACAACGUACCUUUUACGUUUCAUAAAGAUCGAUAUAAUUACGAAUUAGAAGGGAGUGAACACCUAAACGAAAUUAUACUAAGUCCACUAUUAAAUGUUUGGGAAUAUUACAUAUAUAAAAAGACCUCCCCAGAAGACGAACUUAUCUUUAAUGAAAACUCAUCGGAAUAUUUAGACAAUGAACAAAGUAUUGUUCUGGAUUAUUUUUAUCUAAAAACGUACCACAUAUAUGUUAACAACAAGAAGGUGCAUUUAACUGAUUUACCAUACAGGAUCCACUUCCAAGGUGCGGGACAAGAGGAAAUAACCAUUUGGUAUGAAAGCCAAAAGACGUAUAAAAUUAAAAUAAAAAAUAAUAACGAGUAUUCCAAUUUCUAUCUAAACGAUGUCAAUCUAAGUAGUCAGUCAUUCUCUACAAAUUUAUUACUUGACACAGAAUUCAAAAGUUACAUUUAUUUUUAUACUACCUCUGUUGCUCAAAAUGUUGAAGGACUAAACAUUCAGGCGAACUGCCAUAACAGCCAAAUGUACAUAAACAAUAAUUUACAUAAAAAAGAUGCCUUCUUUUUCUCGUUGAAUAAAAACACGUAUAACAAUGUUCUGGUGAUCGAGUGUAGACAGGAAAGGCUACUCGAUAAAGAACAACCCCUCGGGAAAAAAGAAAAUAUAAUUUCGGAAAAUUUUAUCAAACGCAAGUUUCAAGAAAACGUACUGCAUAACAGACAAAAGGGGGAAAAAAAAGUUGGCUUCUUAGACCAAAUGAAAGCCAACUACCACAAGCUCGUUAGUAAUCCAAGCUCACUUAAAAAAGACGAUAAAAAUAUAUCUACGUAUCAAUCCAACUGGCGCAAGAGGGUAACGACCCUUUUGGGUGAGUCAAAUUAUAACCCCCUUGAAAAAAAAAAAAAAAUGAUUAAAAAAAUAAUCAGGAAAUUCUACUUUUUUAAUAUCUAUUAUCAUGUACAUAUAAAUGUACCAAAUUAUAUAUACAACCUCUCUGAUGGAAAUGUGUGCCCUUUUGAUGGAAGAGGAGGAGUCGAGCCCAUUGGGGAAUACCUCUGCAAUAACUCUCAAAAAAACAUCUCCUUCUACGUAGAUAUCAGUAACAAAUUAUUUGCCUUCAUAAAGGUAGACAAUAAAAAAAGGACACACAGAUUUAUUGAUAAAAUUUUAAAUACACCUAUACAAUAUUCAGAAAAUGUAUAUCUCUUUCUAGAAACGUAUUACGAUAAGAAGGUUGUAAAAAUUAAGUUUAAAAGGGGUACAUCCUUCUUUUCCUUUUCAAUGCUAUUCAUCCUACCUCUCAUGGCUAUUUUCGCAUUUCUUUUGGCCCUCUUUUGGUGCAAAUUUUGUCACUUUCCAAAGGGAAGAAAAUACGCAGUCUGA